GAAAAAGAACCCAUUUUUUUCAGUGCCAUGAUCGCUUACUAAGAACCCUUUUCCAUUGAUUUUUUGGCGAAGCAGUGCGAAAGAAUGCCUCCAAGAAGACGUGCGAAGAAGAAAUCUAAUACGAGAAAGGAUGCUGCCAUUGAUGCAAUGAAGCCAUAUGGGUUUCCUGUAGACGUUGUUCAAACAACCAUAAAGGAUUUGCUACAUGUUUAUGGGGAAGAUGGGUGGCCAUUCAUUGAAGAUUCUGCUUACAAGGUUUUACUUGAAGCCAUACUUGAAAAGGUAACCGGAGAAGGAACAAGUGAUCCUAAGGAACCAGUUGCUGAGACCUCAAGUAGAACUGCUCUUGUACCUGUAUGCUCUGAUGUGAGUCCACUUAACGCUGAAUUCCAAACCAGCAAUGGCUUUGAUGGUGCACCAGAGUUGAAUAAAACUUUGUGUAUAUCAAAACUGACAAAUGAAUCCGGUAACUAUCUCCUACCAGUCGAAGCCGAAGGCUGUAGCAAAAGAGAUGUUACAUAUCCUUGUGGUAACAACCACUCUACUCCACUUUAUGGUCACAACUCACCACCACUGCAAGGUGAUACCUUGACCACAAAGCGCAGGCCUUACUAUGGCUGGAUUGGCAGUGACGAUGAGGAAGAUAUCGUGGAGCUAACACCAGGACCAAUAGCUGAAGAAAUGGAAAACUUUCUUAAAAGUUUCAUGGUUCACAAGAAAAGAUGGGAUAUAAAGCCUGAUGAUAUGUAACACUGUUGUAAACUGUAAAUUCUAGAUGAAAAGCUUAUAUGUGUUUGUUAAGCUUUGGCCUGCAUUGCAACAAAAGACCAGCAGCAAAUUCAGCAAACUCAAGCUGCAACACUGUUUUGAAGUGCAGAAAUGGAGCUGGUCCGAAUGCAGCAACACAUUUUGAUUGUUUUGUUCCUAUGUAACCUUGUCUUGUUCCUUUGUAAUUUGAUAGCAAAGUUAGUAGGAUAUGUUGGCUGAUUUGUAUUGAUGUAAUUGCUGAUAUGUCAGCUUAUCUUUGUGUACAAGUUUAAGCUAGUUUUGUUUAUGUAUUAAGUGGGAGCAGUUAAACCAUUACGUAACUGACAAAUUACUUUUGUAACUCUCAUGUAUCUUUCAAAAAUUGAAUGAAAAUUAGAUGAAGUUUUCAGUUA
Messenger RNA from Gossypium raimondii (Peruvian cotton), 1160 nucleotides. RefSeq lists its product as hypothetical. The transcript is spliced from 5 exons. Lineage: Eukaryota; Viridiplantae; Streptophyta; Magnoliopsida; Malvales; Malvaceae. The record is from RefSeq and is a predicted model, not a curated record. The coding region runs from base 85 to 750 and encodes 221 amino acids.